Arachis stenosperma is the source of this 915-nucleotide messenger RNA. RefSeq lists its product as uncharacterized. The transcript has 4 exons. Bases 1 to 915 code for a protein of 304 amino acids. Lineage: Eukaryota; Viridiplantae; Streptophyta; Magnoliopsida; Fabales; Fabaceae. The record is from RefSeq and is a predicted model, not a curated record.
AUGGCAACGGCGUUGGAUAGAGACGCUGGACGCCGCAGGGUUGGGGGUGGCUGGGGUCUGGGGCUGUGUGUGGACAGUAUGGUCAAUGGUGGUAUACUGAAACUAGGUCUGCACAGCGUGGAAUGGGUGGAGACGUUGUUCUAUAGAAACCCAAUUUUUGUGUUACGCGAUGAUGUGAAGUAUGAUUCAUUUGUUAUUAGCUGUGACGAAGAUUUGCAGGUUUUGUUCCAUUAUCGUCGUCAGUUUCCCAAGGUGAGGACUCCAAAACUGUUGGCAAAGCUUGUGGAUGUAGUAUCUAGUUCUGAAGGAGUUGGUGAGGCUGGACCGUUGGGGGAGGUUGCAAUUGCGAUGCCCCAUUCUCCUACGAUUGUCUCGGUUUUUGGAGAGGUUGGAGUACCCGAUGGGGUUGAGGAUGCACUGCAUGAUGAUGAUGAUAAUGAUGUGGAGCCCGCCACGAUAGCUGAUGAUAGUGACGAUGAGACACCACGGAUGACUCCAGUUGUGGGUGGGGGAGCAUCUAGUUCAGAUAUAGAGGAAGUCGUGUUAAGUAUGAAGACUUAUAGCAUUCGUCGUGGGGUUAAGUACAAGGUAUUGGAAUCUGAUUAUUGCAAGUACUAUGGCAAGUGCAAGGAAUUUGGCAGCGGGUGCGCAUGCCUCAUUCGGGUUAGCCUCCACCAGCGCAAAUGCAUUUGGGAGGUAAAACGGUACAAUGGUCCUUACACUUGUCUAGCCAUAUCGAUAUCUAGUGAUCACAGAAAGCUUGAUUAUCAUGUCAUAUCGGCCUUCAUACUGCCCAUGAUUAGAGAUGAUGCUGCUGUCUCGAUCAAGGUACUGCAGAAUGCCACGGAGGCACACUUCGGGUUUAGACCAACUUACAGGAGGGUUUGGAUGGCUAAACAGAAGUCCAUGACUUAG